Talaromyces amestolkiae is the source of this 1386-nucleotide messenger RNA. RefSeq lists its product as uncharacterized. The record is from RefSeq and is a predicted model, not a curated record. The transcript has 4 exons. Gene Ontology annotation, molecular function: catalytic activity; FAD binding. The coding region runs from base 1 to 1386 and encodes 461 amino acids. Lineage: Eukaryota; Fungi; Ascomycota; Eurotiomycetes; Eurotiales; Trichocomaceae.
AUGGCGGUACUAGAGCACAUACCCUCACUAAGGAAUUCUCUAUCAUCCGCCAGCGAGAUCUUAGUAGACUCCUCCAGUUCAGACUUUCAGGAACGCCUUCAGAGAUGGACUGACAUCAACCGCGAAGAGCCAGCAGCGAUCAUUCUUCCAAGCUCAGAAAGUGAUUGCUUGCAGACUGUGCAAUGGGCUCUGAAGAGCUCUAUCCCGUUCGUAUCAAGAAGCGGUGGCCACAGCGAGUGGUCGACUAUCGGUAAAAACGGCGUGAUAAUUGAUCUUGGUAGAUACAAGAGCGUCGAAGUAGAUGUGACUAGUCGCACGGCUAUUCUCAGGGGCAGCAUACUUAGCAAGGAGGUUGCUGUUGCAUUAGCAGAUGCUGGCCUUUUCACAGCACUGGGAAACGGCAACACUGUGGGCGCGAUUCCUUAUUUCCUUAACGGUGGAGCUUCCAUAACGACGUCUAUUACCGGUUUCGGUGCAGAUCAGAUCCUUGCUGCACGACUCAUUACUGCCUCGGGUGAACUCAUCGAGGCCAACCAAACGCACAAUUCUGAACUUCUCUGGGCCAUUAGAGGUGCUGGUCAAUUCUUUGGUCUUGUGACAGAGUUGACGAUUGAGGCAUACCCCCUCUCCGCACUCGGUAAUGAUCAUGGCGUCAUUUGGGCGGGAAGUUUUGUGUUCCCCUUAGAUAGAGCAGGCGAAGUGGCUGCUGUGAUGAAAGACUUAAUGAGUAAUAAUAAAUACGCAACAGCUGGGCUCCUUAUGGUAAUGGCGCCUCCACCGACUCGCCAACCGUCAGUUGUUGUGGCUGCACGAUACACGGGAAAUCCCCAGGAAGCAGCGGCUGCUUAUCAACCUCUGUACGACCUGAAGCCAAUCGCAGCGUCUGGUGGUGAGGUGCCUAUUCAAAAUGCUAGUGACGCUCGCAGUGUACUUGGGGCCAAAGGAGACUUCAAACGUUUCGGAGUGGUAGGGCUGCACAGUUUCGACCCGGAAGCUUUUCUGAAAACCAUCGACGUGUGGAAGGAGAUGAUUGCCCAGUGUCCAGACGCCAUAAACUCAGGCUUCAAUUUUCAGUGGGAUUCGAGGCCACCUAGGAAAUCAAGAUUGGGCUCUGCUCAUUCCCUUCAGAACAUUCGGUACUGGCAGAACAAUCUCAUUUGGCAUACGGACGCAGAUAAUCGAGCUGCUGUUGAUAAUUUUAACGAGAGAUGCAUUGCCAUCAUGCGAGGUCCGAACGUCACGGAAUACGUGGAUUUCGCCAAUGGCACGCGAGAUGGGCCUAUCGAAUGGCGCUUUCGCGGCAAAGAGAGACUUGAUACAUUGAAGCAACUAAAGAAGACUUGGGAUCCAAACGGGAUAUUUACUCGGCAGCUCUUGGAUGGGUGA